AUGGCCGACGCGACGGCGAGCGGGUGCGUCGGAGUGCCCUCCGCGUCUUUGGCGGCGGCGACGGCGGCGUCCGCGGCGCCCGUCAAGCUGCUCACCAGCGACGAGUCCGAGGAGCUCCUCAAGAUUCGCCACACCACCGCGCACAUCUGCGCCAUGGCUGUGCAGAGGCUCUUCCCCACCGCGCAGGUCACCAUCGGACCCUGGAUCGACCGUGGAUUCUACUACGAUUUCGACUACCCCGCGGGCUUCUCAGACAAAGACCUCAAGGACAUCAAGAAGCAGAUGAUCAAGAUCAUCAACAAGGACAUGCCCCUGCGCCGCGAGGAGGUCAGCCGCGAGGAGGCGCGCAAGAGGAUCGAGGCCCUCAACGAGCCGUACAAGCUCGAGAUCCUCGACGCCAUCAAGACGGAGCCCAUCACCAUCUACCACAUCGGCGACGAGUGGUGGGACCUCUGCGCGGGUCCCCACGUGGAGUCUACCAAGGCGAUUCACCCCAAGGCGAUCGACCUCGAGUCCGUGGCGGGCGCGUACUGGAGGGGCGACGAGAAGCGCCCGAUGCUCCAGCGCAUCUACGGCACGGCUUGGAGCACGCCCGAGGAGCUCAAGGCGUACAACGACUUCAAGGCCGAGGCGGCCAGGCGCGACCACAGGAAAGUGGGCAAGGAUCUCAACCUGUUCUCCAUCCAGCAGGAGGACGUGGGCGGAGGGCUGGUGUUCUGGCACCCCAAGGGGGCGCUCAUGAGGGACAUGAUCGAGCGGUUCUGGAAGGAUAUACACCUCGAGCGCGGCUACGACCUGCUCUACACCCCGCACGUGGGCAAGCUCGACCUUUGGAAGACAUCCGGCCACGCCGAUUUCUACUCCGAGAACAUGUACAGGCCCAUCGACGUGGAGGACGAGACCUACCAGCUCAAACCCAUGAACUGCCCCUUCCACGUCGCCGUCUACAAGGAUGGCUACUUCUCCUACCGCGACCUCCCGAUCCGGUGGGCCGAGAUGGGCACAGUGUACAGGUACGAACGGAGCGGCACCAUGCACGGCCUGUUCCGCGUCCGCGGGUUUACCCAGGACGAUGCGCACAUCUUCUGCCUCCCCGAUCAGAUCGCCGACGAGAUCAAAGGGGUGCUCGAUUUGACGGAGGACAUCCUGAGCACCUUCGGCUUCAAGGAGUUCGAGGUGAACCUCUCCACGCAGCCGGAGAAGUCGGUGGGCGGGCCGGAGAUCUGGGACAAGGCGGAGGGUGCGCUGAAAGACGCGCUGGCGCAGAAGGGUUGGGAUUACGAGGUUGACGAGGGCGGCGGCGCGUUCUACGGGCCGAAGAUUGACAUCAAGAUCCUCGACGCCAUCGGCCGGAAGUGGCAGUGCUCCACCGUGCAGCUCGACUUUAACCUCCCCGAGCGGUUCGAUCUCGCGUACAUCGACAAGGAGAACGUGAAGCAGAGGCCGAUCAUGAUCCAUCGCGCCAUCUUCGGCUCCCUCGAGCGAUUCUUUGGCAUCCUAACCGAGAACUACGCCGGGGCGUUUCCGCUCUGGAUCGCGCCCACGCAGGUGAGGCUCCUCCCGGUGACGGACGCGGUGGACGAUUACGUGCAGGAGACCGCGCGUAAGCUCCGCGCCGCGGGCAUCAGGUGCGACGUGCAGAGCCAGGAGAGGCUCGCGAAGCUCGUGCGCAACGCGGAGAAGGCUAAGAUUCCCGUCAUGUGCGUCGUCGGCGAGCAGGAGGCCAAGGAUGGCACUCUGGCGGUGAGGACCUACGCCGACGGCGACCAGGGCGUGCUGUCGGUGGACGACGUGGUGGCGCGAAUCUCCGCCGCGAACCAGGGCAAGGGCGAGAAGUUCUGA
This is a messenger RNA of Micromonas commoda, 1842 nucleotides long. RefSeq lists its product with no specific name. The record is from RefSeq and is a predicted model, not a curated record. NCBI's taxonomy places the organism in Eukaryota, Viridiplantae, Chlorophyta, Mamiellophyceae, Mamiellales, Mamiellaceae. Gene Ontology annotation, biological process: threonyl-tRNA aminoacylation. Gene Ontology annotation, cellular component: mitochondrion; chloroplast stroma; cytoplasm. The transcript has 3 exons. Gene Ontology annotation, molecular function: threonine-tRNA ligase activity; ATP binding. Bases 1 to 1842 code for a protein of 613 amino acids.